ACCCGCUGGCGUCUUUGUCCUGAACUAUCUUGGAUGUCGAAAUCCCCCCCCACUUCUGCUUCCCUGGGUGACAGAAGAUGGUAGAGCAUCUGUUGAAUUGGAUGGCGCGUGGGGAUGGAAAAGGCAGAGCGGGCUUGUACUUCUCUACCAGUGUGUUCAGUCCACAGUCACUGAGUGCCGGGGGUCAGAAAUACAAAAACAUUUGCCUUUGCCCCUUAAGAAACGGAAUAGGAAGUGAGUCAAUGUUGAAUAUUAAUACAGCAGAUUAUUUCAUGAGUGGCUUUCUAUGUCUACGCCCCUGGCAGUAUUCUAAGCCUUAAGGGUUCAGCAGUGCAAGCGGAUACAGCAGGUCUUAAAUAUCCACUGUUAGGAUUAUUAUUUUCCUGGCAAACCGUCCUGGCAGAAUAUCCCACUGGUCUCCCAGCGCAUCAAAUCAGAUUCACAACCUUGAAAGUCGCAUUGCCUGCUGGAGAGAGCAUGAAGCUGAGCGGAGAAGGACUUGAACUUCCACCCCACUGCUGGGACUUACUGCCCCUUUUACCUGAAGCAAGUGGCUGAACCUCUCCCAUGCCCCACCUUUCUCAUCUGAAACCACAGAAUAUUUGUGAUCUAAGUCAGGAGCCCAGAUGAACUUAAGGGAGCGAACAUGGGAUUCUUAGUUUUCUAGGAUCCAUGUGCACCAAAUCCUUAAUCAGCCCAACACCAGCGUCUAGGCUUUCUCUGGUUUUGUGAAGACUCAGCAAAACUCUGAUGAUGGGAAAGCAAAAGACUUAAUUAUUUGCUUCGAUAGCCUCUAACAUCAGCGGAGAAGUGAACCAGACGGUAGUACAGCCAUGGAAAGAAAUUCAAGUUUAUGGAAGAACCUAAUAGAUGAACACCCAGUCUGCACCACCUGGAAGCAAGAGGCCGAAGGAGCCAUCUAUCAGCUUGCCAGUAUUUUAUUUGUAGUAGGUUUCAUGGGUGGCAGUGGAUUCUUCGGGCUCCUUUACGUCUUCAGUUUGCUGGGGUUGGGUUUCCUCUGUUCUGCUGUCUGGGCUUGGGUAGAUGUCUGUGCCGCAGACAUAUUUUCCUGGAAUUUUAUAUUGUUUGUCAUCUGCUUCAUGCGGUUUGUUCACAUUGCCUAUCAAGUCCACAGCAUCACCUUUGCCCGAGAAUUUCAGCUGUUGUACAGCUCCCUCUUCCAGCCUCUGGGGACUUCAUUGCCUGACUUCAGAACUAUUGCUAUGAGCUCAGAAGUGGUUACUUUGGAAAAGGAGCACUGUUAUGCCAUGCAGGGGAAAACCUCCAUUGACAAACUCUCCCUGCUUGUUUCAGGAAGGAUCAGAGUGACAGUUGACGGCGAAUUUCUGCAUUACAUUUUCCCCUUCCAGUUCCUGGAUUCUCCCGAAUGGGACUCACUGAGACCCACAGAGGAAGGCAUUUUUCAGGUAACCCUCACAGCAGAAACUGAUUGUCGCUAUGUGUCUUGGAGGAGAAAGAAAUUAUAUUUGCUCUUGGCUCAGCAUCGUUACAUCUCCCGCCUAUUUUCAGUCUUAAUUCGUAGUGACAUUGCAGAUAAACUCUAUGCCUUGAAUGACAGGAUAUAUAUAGGAAAAAGGUACCAUUACGAUAUUCGGUUACCCAACUUCUACCAAAUGUCAACUCCAGAAAUGUCCAGAUCACCCCUGACAGAGCAUUUUCGGAAUUCCAGGCAACAUUGUGAUAAACAACAUUGAAGUCUGAAGUUUUAUAAUUGUAAAAAAAGACUCUCUUCAUCAUUCCCCAAAUGAAAUAGCAAAAUACAGAAAAUCGAGCUCACUAAUAUUUUUAUAAAUCCAAUUCAGAAGUAAGAUGCCCAUUGCCAGCUGUUUUAUUCAUCUCAACUUGUGGACUGUGAAUAAAUUCGACACUGUUUUCCUGUA
Messenger RNA from Vicugna pacos (alpaca), 1901 nucleotides. The record is from RefSeq and is a predicted model, not a curated record. Lineage: Eukaryota; Metazoa; Chordata; Mammalia; Artiodactyla; Camelidae.